CCAAAUGCAUUUGGUUGGUAAAACAACAAUGUUCUUUGCAGCAAAAUGACCCCCGUGUGCGUGUAUUAAAUUAUUUAGAUUUGCGUGGGAACUACACAACGGUGAUAUCGAAUCACGUCUCAAAAGAUGCUGCGUCCACUGUAUUGGGCACAGACAACUGUGAGCAACAGCACAACCACAUCUCUACUUUGGUGCAGUCUUUUGCGAUUUGUUGCCGACCGUAUAUUCUUCAUACAGGUACUCCUUUUGUGGAUAUUAGUUGUUGUGUGACCCCUUCCGCACUCUCUUUGCUCCGAUACCUCCUUGAGCCAAAUGAGGUUCUACGCUUCAUUAGCAACGGUUUCCGCAUUCAUGGAAUUCAUGCAACACCGUGUCUGAUUCUUCUCACAGACUCCUCGUUGAAAUUGAUUGGGUUUUCCCGCAUCACGGUGGAGGGGGACAUUAUUCUCUGUCAGCGCGAAAACGACGAGAGGGAAGAGCCUGUUCUUCCCGUCCACAUCAGCACGACAAAGAGCUCGAAAAACAAGUGGGGCUCUCAGUUCACGGCCUCAAGUUUCGCAGUCUCUAUGACAAACAAGCUGCAGCGUUUCCUUACAGAUGGCGGUGGAAAGAAGCGACGACGAAUUGAGACAGAGAAACUUCAUGAUGGAACCAAAAUUGCACACUCGGUUCGACAGGCAUCUGGAGACUCCUACAGGGAUCUAUUUUGGGUGUAUUUCCUGCAGAACAUUCGGAGUGUACGCAUGGCAUACUACAUGCACCAGGAUACCGCCAUUCUCUUUGAGCUCAUGUAUGACGAUGGUCCCAUGUUGUCUCUGGUUGAUGCACAUCAAUCUAUGAACACGUCUGCACGAGACAAGUUUCUUGCUGUGUUGAAGGACGUCCUUGGCACGAAACGCUGUGAAUUUUUUGACCACUCACAAAGAACCGCUAGCAUUCGUUCGAUGCUUAUCCGUUGGGCAGCAGGUUCAGUCUCUACAUAUGACUAUAUCACUUUUCUUAAUUCUGUGGCGGGCCGUACAAGGAGAGACUUUAACCAAUACCCCAUCUAUCCAUGGGUGCUUGCCGAUUACAAGUCAAGUGAACUUGACAUGGACUCCCCCAAAACAUAUCGUGAUCUCUCGCUUCCUAUGGGGGCACAAACGGAGGAACGACGUCAGAAAGUGAUGCAAGUCUACCAGCAAAUGGUGGAGGUGCAAAAAGCCGAUCCGGACUUUGAAGGCGUUCAGCCAUUCCAUCAUGGCACGCACUACUCUACGAGUGGAGGGGUAUUACAUUUUCUCAUUCGUGUGGAGCCAUUUACAACUUUUGCACGCAUCUUUCAAGGCGGUGAGUUUGACGUAGCCACGCGUUUAUUUGAUUCCAUUGAUGCCUCCUUUCAAUCGUGUGUGCAUGGCCCCACAGACUGUAAAGAGUUAAUGCCAGAAUUCUUCUUUGAUGGCAUGUUUCUUGUAAAUGCAAAUCAUUGCGAGUUUGGCGAAAAGUCCGACGGUACGGUUGUGAAUGACGUGAGACUUCCUCCUUGGGCCAAGGGCUCGACGCAGGUGUUUAUAUCCGUCAUGCGAUACGCACUGGAGAGCAAUUUUGUUUUGCAGAACAUUCAUCGUUGGAUUGAUCUGAUCUUUGGUGUACGUCGAUGUGGAAAACUUGCUGUUGAGAGCUACAAUGUGUUUCAGCGCAUGACGUACGGUGAGGAGGUUCUUCAGGCUUUAAAAAAGUGUGAUAAUCCACAUGACAUUGAUGUCAUCAUUGCGGAGGUGGACAACUUUGGGCAGACCCCAAUUCAGUUGUUUCAAGAGCGCCACCCUGCACAACGGGAACUGAAACCAUGUCAUCCUAUGCUUUCCACCGGUGGCACGGGCGGUGCACAUUCUACGACUGGCGGUAAUGUGCUGUGCAGCGGCAACACAUAUACGACGGCAUUUCAGGAACAAUUGCCAAAGGUGCUUUCUAUGGUCAUGCAUGCUCUAGACUCACCACAGACAUGGUACACAUUAGAGGAUCCAGCGCCGGGGAGUUUCCAAGCCAUGCCUAAGAGCGUCUCAGAUGCCUUCCAAAUUCAUGAGAGUCCCGUACUUGAUUUUGUCACGACACGAAGUGGAAUGAAUAUGUGUUGUUACAAGUAUUCUUUACCGGUUGAUGACACGGACCACAUAAUUUGUUGGAACCACAGUGAACAUAUGUUGAUGCGGUUUGAUAACACGCGAGGACAUUUUUUGUCAUCUGUACGUUGCAAGUCGGUUCUUCGAAUUCCCGCGAGUGUUAGCGCCUUUUGUGUGAGUUGUCGUGAGACGCUGAUUUUAAUCGGGUCCAACAGUGGUACUGUGUAUUGUUUUAGUCAUAGCCGAACAGAUGGCGUGCUGGUGCUAAGCUCAACAUUGUGUAACCACACCAACCCCAUCGCUGGAUUUGCGUUGAGCACAAAAUACGGCCGUAUUAUUAGCUUUACUACGAGUGGCAUCGAUUUUCCUACGGUGUGGUGUGUUCAGCAUUGCCACACGGUGAAGUUACAUGUCCUGGAUCUCUCUCGCCUGCUUCCCUUGGCAACCCCAGGCGACCUUAUCGUGGUGGCUGCAGCUAUUGAUCCCAUAAGUGCAAAUGCCAUUGUAGUCACACGUCGGCAUCUUUUGCUGUUUGAUAGGAACGGCGAGCCGUACGGAGUCGGCCCUCUCCCCAACGCCGACAAGACCGCGCCACACUUGGAGGAUGAGGCGGGGCAAGUUGGUUUUGCCGUAGACGACAGCAAAAAUUUUAUUGCCAGUAUGACAGCUGUCACGACAUAUGAAACACUCGAGUGGGCUUCUGGCAUUCAGCUUCUCAUUACAGGGCAUCAAGAUGGCAGUCUGUCAUUGUGGCGUGUUGUGCGUUUGCCGCCUGAGAGAAUGGAACACGGCCGUAUUGUUCUUGUGGAGCACCAUGGGUUUCUUUUUACUGGUAGCCAAACCCCACGUCUUGGUGCCAUCACGGCCUUGCGACAGGAACGUCCCGAUGUGCCUGUGUUCUUUGUUGGUUACCACAGCGGUGCGGUGAAGGUGCUACGCUUUGAAAAUCGUACGGCGGACAUGACGAAAAUGACAACUUCUUAG
Molecule: messenger RNA, 3086 nt
Organism: Trypanosoma cruzi
Lineage: Eukaryota; Euglenozoa; Kinetoplastea; Trypanosomatida; Trypanosomatidae
Exons: 1
Molecular function (GO): protein binding
Source: RefSeq, a predicted model, not a curated record